This is a messenger RNA of Fundulus heteroclitus (mummichog), 2141 nucleotides long. It is a transcript of the gene gja4, whose product is annotated as connexin 39.4. Gene Ontology annotation, cellular component: connexin complex. The record is from RefSeq and is a predicted model, not a curated record. Gene Ontology annotation, biological process: cell communication. NCBI's taxonomy places the organism in Eukaryota, Metazoa, Chordata, Actinopteri, Cyprinodontiformes, Fundulidae.
UAAACACGGUUACAGCUCAGAGCGUCGGAGCGCAGUUACCCAGAACCGCUCAGAGUUUAUGCAUCACGUUUCCUGGACGGGGUUCCUGAGGGAGGGCCCGGGAGGAGAAGGGAAGAGACGCAGUUAUGGGAAAGUUUUCUCCACUUUUUCCGAUUACAGCGGAUCUUUGCGCACAUUGCGUUGAAGGGGAUUGACAUUGAAGAGCAAGCUGAGGGACUGGAGACUGUGUGGAGGCAUCACCCACUUUAAGAAAGAGAAAGGAGCAGAGGAUGUCCAGAGCUGACUGGUCUUUCCUGGAACACCUGUUGGAGGAGGGCCAAGAGUACUCAACUGCUGUUGGCCGGGUCUGGAUCACUGUGCUCUUCCUGUUUCGCAUGCUGGUCCUGGGAACGGCGGCUGAAUCGGCGUGGGACGACGAGCAAGCUGACUUCGUCUGCAACACGAAGCAACCCGGUUGCACGGCCGUGUGCUAUGACAAAGCCUUCCCCAUAUCUCACUUCCGCUACUUUGUCCUCCAGGUCAUCUUUGUCUCCACUCCGACCAUCUUCUAUUUUGGAUAUGUGGCUAUCAAAGGUGGAAAGGACCCAAAAACGAAAGAGGGCAAAGGUGAAAGCGGGAGUGCAAAAAGUGACAUUGUGAAUGGGAGGGAGGAUACGAGGAGGACUAAAUACAAUGCAGAACAGAAAGAGGAAGGACAGAGUUGUGGGAAGUCAAAAGCGUCUCCUGAGACUCCAAAACUGAAAGGGAGCCUUCUGAGGGCAUAUGCUUUUAGCAUCCUGCUAAAAGUCAUCCUGGAGGCUGGAUUUAUCGCCGGACUUUGGUUCCUCUACGAUGGCUUCUUCAUUGCAGCCAGGUUUGAAUGCACAAGAUCCCCGUGUCCCCAUACUGUGGACUGCUUUGUCUCUCGGCCCACGGAGAAGACCAUCUUCACCAUCUACACUCAGGCGAUAGCUGGCAUUUCCCUUCUACUCAACUUUAUUGAACUCAUCCACCUAUUGAUGCUAGCUCUUUCCUACCGGCUGAAGAACAGGCAUAAGGACCACCUACCUCGAGCUGAGCAGGUACAAGGAACCCCAGCACUCCAAUUAGAGGUGUCCCAGACUUUUAUCACUGGAAGGAACAUCAGUGUCCCCUCCCAGGGUGGGGAGGUGAAAUUACCUGGUAACCCCUGUGAAAGCUACGCAGAUUCAGUAAUAGAGGUGAUCAGGGAAACAGGAGAGACAGGGGACAACUUUCCUCCAAGCUAUACAAACUGCACGGAAUCCACAGGACAAACACGUUCCAAACGAUGCAGUCACACAAAACAUUCCCAUCAAACUGGCAGACAUCUGAAAUGUCCCCAGAAGGAACAUACAAACCAGAAGCACUAUGUUUGAUAUCAGCUUUGAGUGCUCUUUUGGUUUCCUGCACGUGACACUUAACGAAGAGGAGCACGCAGUUUGAAGGAAAGCACAACAACCGCUGCACUGUGAACUCCGUGCCUCAGGGGCAGACAGACAUUUGGUGAUUUUAUUAUUUAUUUUGAUAAACAAAUCUAUUCAAAAUGAAACAUUUGGAGAACCCGCUGCCAAAGGCGGAAAAUGUGACUCCAUAACGAGAUUCAAGUCAUGAGAUGCCUUCCUAAUGGCAGCGCGAUGUGGAAAGAAAACAUAAGCAGAGGGAGCUACUGAGUGUUUAUGCAAGGAAAUUUAAAUUUAAACAUAUUCCCCCGAGAUUUGCACUGUAAGCCCAAGAGUCUUCUGGAACUUUGUUGCCUCCUAAUGGAUUCGUGCUCUCUGUGGAAUGCACUGGGCUCUGGAUCCUGCUCGGUUCCCAGAAGGAUAAUUGCUGCGCGGAUGCAGGCACGCAUGCAUGCACACACACAAUACGCUUGUUUCCUUUCACCCAGUGAGUUCUGGUCAAUCAAAAGUUGGAGAUGUGGCCAUGGAAAGCAAGAGGCGGUGGGAAGGAGCCAAAGCCAAAAGCUGGAAUUUGUGGGAUAGAAUGCUAUUUAAAGUGACCUUAGCAUUUGAGCUAUAGAGAGCAGAGGGACUGGCCUCUGGAUGAAAGCUCUUGCUCAUUAAUGUAAACUCAUGGCUGGGGCACUUCAACGAGCAGUAGCUGCAGUGCCUUCCGAAAAUAAACAGUUUUACAUGUUGUUG